This is a messenger RNA of Kwoniella shivajii, 1203 nucleotides long. RefSeq names its product pantoate-beta-alanine ligase. The coding region runs from base 1 to 1203 and encodes 400 amino acids. The transcript has 7 exons. The record is from RefSeq and is a predicted model, not a curated record. Lineage: Eukaryota; Fungi; Basidiomycota; Tremellomycetes; Tremellales; Cryptococcaceae. Gene Ontology annotation, biological process: pantothenate biosynthetic process. Gene Ontology annotation, molecular function: pantoate-beta-alanine ligase activity.
AUGUUAUUCAGCAUAAGAAGAGCUUCUUCCUCAUCGGCGUCUGUGGUUCGUGGGGGAAUACGUAAGAUGAUAGUCAGAAAUAUUUCAAAUGGCAAUGGCGCACCUCGAAUAUCAGUCAUUCGAACAUUAGGUCAGUUGAGACGAUGGAGGAAAGAGGCCAGAGAUAAAGGAUUGGAAGUGGGAGUUGUACCUACAAUGGGAGCACUUCACGAAGGUCAUUUGAACCUCGUUCGUACUUCACUGUCCAGACAUCCAUUGACCGUAAUGACAUUAUUUGUGAAUCCUAUGCAAUUUGCACCUCAUGAAGAUCUUUCAUCAUAUCCUCGAACGUUUGAACGUGAUUUAUCGUUAUUACAAUCUAUAUUACCUCCUCUUGCGAGUCCUCGUCAAAUGCGUGGACUAGGUGUAUCGGAACACGAUUCAUUUAGAUCACCCCAGCCUUCAUCAUCUUCAUCUUCAAGUUCGAAGUCGGUAUCCUCAUCUGAAGGUGUUAAUAUAAAUAGUCCGUUGAUAAUCUUCGCUCCUACCCCAGAUGUAAUGUAUCCCCUCAAAGGGGAAUUACAAGAUUUGAAUAAUCACAAAGGUGUCGAAGUGGAUGUGAAAGGCUGGGCAGAAGUUAUGGAAGGUGCUUCGAGGCCUCAAUUCUUCAAAGGUGUAGCUACCGUCUGCACCAAAAUCUUCAACGCUGUGGAACCUGAUCAUGCGUAUUUCGGGCAAAAAGACAUACAGCAAGCACUACUAUUGAGAAUAUUGGUGAAAGACCUGCUUCUGUCACAUCCAACACCAUCAAAUUUGCAUAUACUUCCAACGACACGUUCAGAAACAGGUUUAGCAUUAUCGUCUCGUAAUGCAUAUCUUUCACCUUCUGAGCUAUACGUCUCACCAGUUUUAUACAGAUCCCUCAGUGCCGCGAGGGAAUUAUACAUGGCCGAAGGUGGAGAUAUUACAGGAGAAGAUCUGAUCUCAGCUUCAACAAGGGUUAUACUAGACGAACAAGAAAGGAUCUUAUCCACAUUUACAAAAGAGUCAGAAGGUGGUGGAACGGAAUUGCAAUUAGACUAUAUUGAGAUAUUCGAUAAAGAUACUUUUGAGCCUAUCAGAGGUCCAAUAGGGGAUAAAAGGCAAUUCGUACUUGCGGGUGCUAUUCGGGUGGGAAAAACUAGACUGAUAGAUAACCUAUUGGUGGGUUGGGAAGUUGAUUAA